UCAAUAAUUUACCUGGCCCGGUCAUAUUGAUUGCACCUACUCCCUUUUCUAUCGCCCUCGCUCACUCGCUCACUCGUUCUUUCCACGAAAACUGUUGAUGACGAGGAGGUAAAGGAGCUCAUUAACAAAUGACAGAAAAAGGGAGAGAGGGAGGAGAGAGAGCACUAUCAUUCUAUCAGACAGGUGUUAUCGGUCUUUGGAACAACAGCAGGAACAGUGGGACUGCAGUGAAGGUGACUUUCACUGCCUUAAGACGUUGAUACACAAAGGACAAGAAACGCCUGAGGAAACUUCUUCAGAAGUUUGCAUGGGAAUACAGACUCUUCACAAGAGUUUGUUCUGUGUCUGACAUUCAUUUUUAAGGCCUUUUCUUUAUUUCACAUUAUAUUGUCUUUGAAAUUGGUCACGAUGUCGGGAGCCACCAGUGACCAGCUGCACAGAUCAACUUUAACUGUCUAUUUGAAUCUGAUGGAGCACUUCAAUCCUGGACUCCAGAAGCUUGUUGCCCUAGGAAACAGCUAUGUCAAAGCUUUCCAAGCCUUAGCUGUUUGCAGUGAGGCCUACUUCAGCGCUGUGGCAAAGAUGGGUGACCAGGCCCUUCACACGCUUUCGUCUCGCUCUCUUGGGGAUGUCCUGAUCCAGAUAUCGGAAACACAGAGGAGACUCACUGCAGAGAUGGAGGGAGUGUUUCGAUGGUUCCAGAUAGAGGUGUUGCAAGCCAUGGAGAAGAAUGUAAAGUUGGAUGAGGAGUACAUUGAUGGUAGUCGCAGAGUGUAUGAGCUGGAGGUAAGGAAUCAGGCAGAGGCUUUGGAGAAACAACUCAGACGAGGAGCCUACAGAGACUCUCUGGAGAACAGUGAGUACAUGCUGUACCUGAGGCAGAGCCAGCAGGAGAUCCUGAAGGAGGAGGAGAGGAGGUAUCGCUUUUUGGCAGAGAAACACUGUGGCCUCACCCAGUCACUGCUCUUCCUUAUAAACAAGACUGGUACGUCUCUCCAGCUAAAAGCAGAUGGAUGGAAGGAGAAAGUGAAUGACACCAGAGGGUCCAGACCUCUUACUCCCACACAUUUGGACCAAGAGGCACAGCUGCGAGGUUCUGUGAGCUCCCUGCUGCAGACAGUAGCCCGAGAUGAAGAUAUGUCCUGGGCCAGGAGGGAGCAGCAGGCACUGGGCAGAGUACCCUCUAGAGCGCCGUCUCCCCUCCCCAGCCGCUCUCGCUCCAGCUCAGUGGGGGAAUCUCUGGGUCUGGGUGGAGGGAGAGCCAUGAGAGCCCUGGUGUCUCACCCGUCCUCAUCCAACCCAAAGCUUCUACCUUUCAACAGGGGAGAGACUGUCACCGUACUGGUCCAGGAGCCGCGCAACGGCUGGCUGUAUGGACGCACUGAUAGUAGCCUGCGUCAGGGCUGGUUCCCUGCUGCUUAUGUGGCCCCCGUUGAAGACUUCUCCAACACUUUAGCAACAAGUGGUGGUUCUCUAAGAAGCCACAGUAUGAACAAUCUGCUGGACCCCACUGACACCUACACUGACCAUACGCAGAGCAAGAGCUAUGGAGAUGUCCCGCCACCAGCAACACCCAACCGCAGAGCCUCUGUAGACUUCCGUCCGAUCUCUCCUCUACCUGAGAGGAAGCUGGAGCCAGCCGUGGAGACAAAGCCCAGUCAGACUAAGAGCUACAAUGAACACCCACCUCCACCUCCUCCCCCGCCACCUCCUCCUCCCCCAAGUCAGAAUCCUAGAAGCGCCUCUGCAGAUUUUCCACCAAUCUCUCCCCUCCCUGACAGGAACGGUGAAUCUGCAUCUGAUGUCCAGGCGUUAUCACCCCAUGGGCCACCUGAAAACCCACUGUUUCCCAGAGGCACAAACCCAUUCGCUACUGUGAAGCUUCGCCCCACGACGACCAAUGACAGAUCUGCUCCUCGUAUCCCCUGAUCCGUCAGCACUCAUGCAGUAACUGCCAGAGGCUGCCAGAUCAGGUUGUGGAGGAUAGACAAUUUUGUUUUAGGAUAAUGUAAUGUCAUCUCUGAAAUUGAAGGCUUUGAGGGCCAGAGAUUCAGAGGAAGGUUUGGUGAGUUUUUUUGUACAUUGUUAGUUAAGAUGAGUUAUUUCUUGUACCAAAAGCAAAGUGAUAUUGUAGUACAUCAAUAAUACAAUAAUUUAAUAUCAAAACCAUACACUUUUACGAUAGUUGGUUUAUCAACUCUUUGUACAGUAUUUAAGUUUUUAUAUAGAUAAGUUUGUUUGUCUCUUAUAGUAAAAUAUUAAAUGAAUAGUUAGACAUUUUGUGAAAUGUGCUUACUCUAGAGUCAGAUGAGAGGAUUGAUACCACUCAUCUGUCUGCUACUUACUUAGCUUAGCGUAAAGACUGGAAACCAGGGUAAACAGCCAGAUACCAGCACCUUUUUUGUUUUUGUUACCUCUGAACAGAGCCAUUCUAGCUGUUUUCCCCUAUUUCCACUCUUCAUUCUAAGCUACCUGGUUGCUCACGCCAGAA
Micropterus salmoides (largemouth bass) is the source of this 2491-nucleotide messenger RNA. It is a transcript of the gene baiap2l2b, whose product is annotated as BAR/IMD domain containing adaptor protein 2 like 2b. Gene Ontology annotation, cellular component: cytosol; nucleoplasm. Gene Ontology annotation, molecular function: protein binding. NCBI's taxonomy places the organism in Eukaryota, Metazoa, Chordata, Actinopteri, Centrarchiformes, Centrarchidae. Gene Ontology annotation, biological process: positive regulation of actin filament polymerization; actin filament bundle assembly; actin crosslink formation. The record is from RefSeq and is a predicted model, not a curated record. Bases 409 to 1929 code for a protein of 506 amino acids. The transcript is spliced from 14 exons.